Molecule: messenger RNA, 1101 nt
Organism: Lasiodiplodia theobromae
Lineage: Eukaryota; Fungi; Ascomycota; Dothideomycetes; Botryosphaeriales; Botryosphaeriaceae
Product: alcohol dehydrogenase
Exons: 3
Coding region: 1-1101 (366 amino acids)
Molecular function (GO): oxidoreductase activity
Source: RefSeq, a predicted model, not a curated record
AUGGACGCCACAAGCGGGGCUGCGAAGCCCCUCAUUGACUUUCACCUGAGAUGCGGCUUGGUCAGCUUGUUCAACCAGCCGUACGAGCUGCAGGAUAUCCCAGUUCCCGAAAUCGGCGACAACGACCUCCUCGUGAAGAUCGGCGCAGCGGGAUUCUGCCACACCGACUACCAGGUAUUCGAGGGCGUCUACAAAUCCCCACUGCCGAUGACGCCUUCCCACGAGCCAGUCGGGACGAUCGUAGCAGUCGGAAAGGAGGCGGCGCAGAAGUGGCAGGUCGGCCAGCGUGUCGGAGCGCUGCUGUUCAAACACGCCUGCGGAACGUGUGCUCCGUGCAGGAUGUUCAAAGAUCCGCCCGGCUCCGACAAGCCUGACAUCGUCGUCUGCCAAGGGAAGGAGCUCCUCGGUCUCACUCACGACGGAGGGUUUGCCGAGUAUGUUGUUGCUGACGCUGAGACUACAUCGCUGCUUCCUGAUGGCCUGCCGUUUGAGCAAGCGGCGCCAUUGAUGUGCGCCGGGGCCACAGUCUGGGGCGGCAUCAAGCAUCUGGGCUUACCUCCGGGAGCGCCCGUCGCCGUCAUUGGUGUCGGUGGUCUCGGGCAGCUGGCAAUCCAGUUCUUGAAGGCUCUGGGCUAUCGAACCGUUGCCAUUGACAACCGUCCGGAGGGUCUGGCGCUUGCCGAGGAAAUAAAGUCUACAUCACUUCGUGCGGAUGCUGUCGUUGACUACAACAUCGAGGACGCCUUGGAGCAGGUGGUUGAAUUUGCAGGGGACGGAGGUGUAGCCGGAGUUGUCGUGUGCACUGACGACGUGCCGGCAACGGAGUGGUCCGUCAAGAUUCUGCGUCCGCGUGGCGUCUGCGUCCCUCUGGGGUUGCCGACUGCAGGCUUUCACUUCAACGCCUUUGAUGUGGUGUUCAAAGAACUCAAGAUUCAAGGGAGCUUGGUGGCGAGCAAGAAGCUGGUCGAUGAGAUGUUGGAGGUUGUUGCCAAGCAUCGGGUCUGGUCUCACAUUACGACAGUAAAUUUCGAGGACGUUCCGAGGCUCCCGGAGAUGUACAUGGACAAGCAUCUGAAGGGCCGCCUGGUGCUUAAGAUGUAA